Molecule: messenger RNA, 3759 nt
Organism: Parus major (Great Tit)
Lineage: Eukaryota; Metazoa; Chordata; Aves; Passeriformes; Paridae
Gene: GPR148
Product: G protein-coupled receptor 148
Exons: 1
Coding region: 902-1960 (352 amino acids)
Cellular component (GO): membrane
Source: RefSeq, a predicted model, not a curated record
GUCCAGAUCCUUCACAAUUCUCUCAUUUUACCCCCAGCUCUGGUACUGAGAUCUGGCAUUAAAAGCAGCACAGUGCAGCAACAGUGUGUGGGCCAGGAAAACAGGAAUUGGUCUCCAAAUGGACAUUGAAGUGCCAAGUGUGCCCUGGGAAUGCUGGUACAGGACAGUGUGUGUCACUCAUCCCAGCCUGGAAGGCUGCAAUAGAUGAGAAUUCAGUAUUUGUAUAUCAUGCAUGAAAAAAGACAGGGGAAGUUUUAUCAUUCAUGAAUAACAAGGAUUGAUUCACUGAAUCAAAAAUGGUUUUCAUCUGCAAAUAAGAUAAUUUCAUUCAGGAGAGUGAUUGUGCUACAAUUUUACAACAGGAUUGAGAGCCUUUUUUAUUGAUCAUUUCAAAUCAAUUGUGUUGUUGCAUACAAAUUGGUACAAAACCACCCAAUCACAUUUAUGACUCUUCUACAUCAGUACACGUGGAAUGUUGAUCUAUAUCAUAGCAUAUUUGUUUAAUCAGACUAAUAUUUCAUCUGCCUCAUUGGAGUGAUAAUGUGAUGAGAAAAAACUCAAAUUACUGAAAAUGAUCAACCCAUUCACUUCUGUUCAAACAGCCAGCUGAGGGAUUUAGUCUUUUUUAAGCCACACAGAGAUUCAUUCUCUUUUUCUAAGCAUUAGAUUUUGCAGAAAGAAAAGAAAACCUCCUUUUUUGGGCAAAACCAUCUUUGGCACCACAGAAUCCACUUGCAAGUUUGAACUUUCUGUCCUUGAGGAGAGCUGGUAGAAUUGGCUACAGAAAUCACUUUGCUUCCAUGGGCUUUUUGCAUCCUCUGCUUCAUUUGCCUUUCUAAGGAUUCAGCAUAGAAGAUCUUGCUUUCUCCAAGUCAGAUAAUCAUCCCAAAAUCCCAAGGAAAUGGACUUCCCUGGCUGUACCUCAGUAAGGAGAGCGAAUGGAACUGUGAUCCACCUCAGGAAGACAGAGUUUAACAGUUCCUCAAAUUUGGAUGACACAACUUUGCUCCUUUUGCUGGAGGAAUGGUCUCUCACCCCAUCAGGCACGAACACAAAGAUGUUUUUAAUCUCUCCAGUUGUCUGCCUCUUGGCAGGUGUCCUCAUCAUCCCUACCAUCCUGUUUGUGAUCUUCUCUCGGUUUAAAAUCCGCCAGGAAACAAGGUACAUGCUGCUGGGAAACGCUCUGCUCUCUGAUCUGAUCUACCUGCUGUUCUACACCCUGUCAGCUGCUCUCAACACAGCACAUCUACACCUCCCGAAGGAAGCUUGUGUCCUCCUCUUGUUUUUGCUGGCAGUGGCUUACUGUGGAGGACUGUUCACAGCUGUCGCAAUAGUCUUGGACACGUACAUCGCGGUUUUGUUUCCUUUGCGCUACAUCGCUAUUCUGCCUCCUUCACGAACUAAAAAAAUCAUUGUAUUGCUGUGGAUGUGUUCUGGAGCUUUCCCUGGCAUUUUCUUCUUGGUGCUCUGGACUACACACAGCUUUGUGCCCUGUGUCAUGGAAACGUGCUCAGUUCCAGUGAUACUAAUAUUAACUCUGAAUCGGACUGAUGCUGUGAAACUCUGUUUCUGGCUUUCUACCACAGUUAUCAUUCUCUGCCUGUCUGUAAUAUUUUGUUGCUAUGCUAUUCUGUAUUUUAAAACCAAACACUCAGGUAUUUGGGAGAGCAUCUGCUCCAGAGCCAGUGUAACAUUCUUAAUGCACAACACUGUGUUAUUUUUUUACUUCUUUCCACUCCUGGCUCUUUUUGUAGAAUCAUUCUUGUGCGUUAAUGUUGUCAUCAGACUGCAGACAGGAAUCUUGAUCUCCCUGACGGUCUGCAACGUCCUCAUGAUUCUUCCUAAAGUUUUGUUCCCUUUUCUGUAUGGGCUUCGAUACAGAGAGAUCUCAGCCUCUCUCAAAUCCAUCGUCAGGAGGAAGCAGCUUCGCCUGGUGUCACCUGCUCCACCACCAUCCUGAGACAGAGCACAGUGACAGCAGAGGAGCUGUCCUCACCUUGUUAUUGUGCAAGACUGAUGGAAACCACCCAGCUUCUGAGGUGGGCAAGCGAUCAACACAUGGUAAGAAGACAUGGGCUCAUCACUGCCUUCUUCGUGCCAGAAGGCCACAGAUCUUUCAUCACAACAGCUGAGAAUAUAGUGAAUGCUACCCUGGCUGAACUUCCAUGCUUUGUUCUGAUGUGAAAGGCAGAACCUUCUGGAGAAGAUAUUGAAUUAAGGUUAUUUUCACCCACCUGUCGCAGAUGCCUUUCUGGAAAAAAAAGAAAAUUAAAAAUAGAUAAUGCAAAGCAAAGGAGUAACCACAAGUCUUGUGACAGCACCACCUACAGCAGAGGAUCCUUAACCAAAUGUGCUGUGAAAACAACAACCAUUUUGUUUUCACACAGUAUAUUCUUGCAAGCUUGGCAGUGAAAACAUGCUCUGAGAGGUGCCUCUGGAAACUGCUGCACUCGGUGAAACACUCCUGCAGUGUGCUGGUGUAUUCACUGCCUCAUGGAUUCCAUCUGACAAUCUGCAAAACACUGAUGCUUUGAUAAAAUCUCCACCUGAUGGGAAACCACCUUAGAGCAGUGUCUGCUGGGCAGCCAGCACAUGGCCCUGCUGGGCAUUAGAGAGGUGGAUGUGCUGCUGGGUGAGGGAGGACUGGGGCAGCAGGGCAGGAGCAGAGAGGUGCCAGCCUGGGCACAGGGGUACCCACACCGUGGCUCAGACAGGACCCAGGGCAAGGCACUAAGUGUGAGCACCAUUUCUGAGUCUCUGCUGAGGCAGCUCCCAGUUCUGCCUCACAAAAAUCUUCUCCAGCAGCCUGAUCUCAGUUCACAGCUGUACCGUGUCAGGGCUGCUGCUGGCUACCUGCCACCAAAGCCCUGGGAAGGUGAGGAGGAGAGGCUGCAGAGCUGGUUGGUGUACCAGGGCAAGAAAAAUGGGCAAGAAAAAUGAGAUCUUGUAAGAGACUUUUAGGUCUUCCAGAUCAGCCACCUACCUAUAGAAGACAAGUGAAAUAUGUAUCUGACCUUUGAAGAAAGCAAAAUGUCAUUAGAUAUAAACACCAGUGCAAGAAAUUUAAACUGCUAUUCUGUCCCUUGGACUAGAGAAAAGAAUUCUGUAUUUCUAAAGAUAAUAUUUUUAGAAAUUGUUACAUUUUAUGUAAAAAUACAUUGGAUUUUUUAAAAAGGUCCUUGAUUUCACUCUGUGCAAUAUUUUCCUUGUGCAGACUCUCUCCACCUUGUGUUUGCUUAAAGCAAUACACAGAAAGUGCUGAAUGUGGCUUUUGGCUAUUUCACACUCAUCUGAAGAAUUCCACCAAGUGUGAGCCAGGAAAAGAUCAGUGUCUGGUUGCAUGAAAUGUUUUUGGCAACAAAAUGAGUUUGAACAGUUCCUGCUGAUCUUCUCUCCUCAUUCCCAAACUGUUUGUUACUCUUCUCACAUUGCAGUGUCCACUCUCUCCUGUUUGCUGAUGCAACUGCUUCUGGGGUUGCAGGUUAAAAAUACCUCUUCAAAGAGAAGUGGUGUUUUCAUUUGAACUGAGAUUAUCCCAGUGAUCUGUUUUAUAGGAUGUUCUGAAAACAGCUGCAUCAGCACCACUGAGGGUGUAACAAAUCCCAGUUCAGAGGUGGAGGGGGAUGAAUCGCGAUGUCUUAGAGGCUUUGCUGCCAAGGGACACUUCUUGAGUGAGAAGUAUCUCUAAGGUGAAAUUGUUGCAAGUGAAGGAACUGUAAUAUUGCCUAUUUGCUUUAACCAUGGUCCUGUGCUUCUCAA